AUGAUGGCCAAGGGGCUUCCCCUACGCUCCGUCCUCGUUAAAGGCUGCCAACCCUUCCUGAGUGCCCCCUGUCAGCGCCCCGGGAAUCCCAGCGUGCCCACUAGCAAGGGAGCUAGCAUCUCCACCCAAAGUCCUCGCCCCUUCAGUGAGAUCCCUUCUCCUGGUGACAAUGGAUGGAUAAACCUGUACCGAUUCUGGAGGGACAAGGGCAUGCACACACUCCACUAUCACCACGUCCAGAAUUUCCAGAAGUAUGGUCCCAUUUUCAGGGAGAAGCUCGGCCCCAUUGAAUCAGUUUACAUCAUCGACCCGGAAGACGUGGCUCUUCUGUUUAAAUCUGAGGGUCCCAAACCAGAGCGGUAUCUCAUCCCCCCCUGGGUUGCCUAUCAUGAGUAUUACCAGAGACCCGUGGGAGUCCUGCUUAAGAAGUCAGAAGCCUGGAAGAGAGACCGGGUGGCCCUGAACCAGGAGGUGAUGGCUCCAGAGACCAUCAAGAACUUUGUGCCUCUGAUGGAUGCAGUGUCUCAGGACUUCGUCGGUGUCCUGAACAGGCGCAUCAAGCAGCAGGGCUUUGAGAAGUUCUCAGGGGACAUCAGUGAUGACCUGUUCCGCUUUGCCUUUGAGAAUAUCACCAAUGUCAUGUUUGGGGAGCGCCUGGGGAUGCUGGAGGAGAUCGUGGACCCCGAGGCCCAGCGGUUCAUUGACGCUGUGUACAAGAUGUUCCACACCAGCGUCCCCAUGCUCAACAUCCCCCCAGAACUGUUCCGUCUGCUUAGGACCAAGACCUGGAGGGACCACGCAGAUGCAUGGGAUGUGAUUUUCAGUAAAGCUGACAAGUACACCCAGAACUUCUACUGGGACGUGCGAAAAAAAAGAGACCUCAGCAACAAUUACCCCGGCAUCCUCUACCGACUCCUGGGAAACACCACACUGCCCUUUGAGGACAUCAAGGCCAACAUUACUGAGAUGCUGGCAGGAGGUGUGGACACGACAUCUAUAACCCUGCAGUGGCACUUGUAUGAGAUGGGACGCAACCUCAAGGUACAGAAUAUGCUGCGGGCAGAGGUCCUGGCUGCCCGGCGCCAGGCACAGGGAGACCUGGUCCAGAUGCUGCAGUUGGUCCCGCUCCUCAAAGCCAGCAUAAAAGAGACACUGAGACUCCACCCCAUCUCGGUGACCCUGCAGAGGUAUAUUGCAAACGACUUGAUUCUUCAAGAUUACAUGAUUCCUGCCAAGACAUUGGUGCAGGUGUCUAACUACGCCCUGGGCCGAGAACCCAAAUUCUUCCACAACCCGGAGACCUUUGACCCAACCCGUUGGCUGAGCAAAGAUAAGAACAUCACCCACUUCCGGAACCUGGGCUUUGGGUGGGGUGUGCGGCAGUGUCUGGGCAGGCGGAUCGCCGAGGUUGAGAUGACCACCUUCCUUAUCCAUAUGCUGGAGAACUUUAGAAUUGAAGUCCAAAAUCUCAGUGACGUGGGUACCACGUUCAACCUCAUCCUGAUGCCUGAUAAGCCCAUCAUCUUCACCUUCCGGCCCUUCACUCAGGACCCAAGCCAGGCGUGAUCAGAGAGGAUGGCCAGAGUCAUGUGGGAGAAAGGCUGGGGGAGGGCCCCAUUGGGGUCCUGCAUCUUCAGUCCUCUGUCCCCAGGCCUGCACCAUCUGCCCACCCACUGAACAGGUGCAUUGGGUUCUCAGGGUCACCUGCCCCAGCCCAGUUGACCUGCUCUUCUUCACCCACCCCA
This is a messenger RNA of Otolemur garnettii (small-eared galago), 1745 nucleotides long. Its product is annotated as cholesterol side-chain cleavage enzyme, mitochondrial. Gene Ontology annotation, cellular component: mitochondrial inner membrane. Lineage: Eukaryota; Metazoa; Chordata; Mammalia; Primates; Galagidae. The transcript has 9 exons. Gene Ontology annotation, biological process: C21-steroid hormone biosynthetic process; cortisol metabolic process; cholesterol metabolic process. The coding region runs from base 1 to 1566 and encodes 521 amino acids. Gene Ontology annotation, molecular function: monooxygenase activity; heme binding; oxidoreductase activity, acting on paired donors, with incorporation or reduction of molecular oxygen. The record is from RefSeq and is a predicted model, not a curated record.